Molecule: messenger RNA, 2094 nt
Organism: Pocillopora verrucosa
Lineage: Eukaryota; Metazoa; Cnidaria; Anthozoa; Scleractinia; Pocilloporidae
Source: RefSeq, a predicted model, not a curated record
CGUCCUGGAAAGGAGUGGGCAAGAUUUCCCUGUAACCCUAUACUUCAUUAUAAAUACAGAAUUGCGAUAUGAAGAUGGCGUUUACCUCUGAUAGACCUUAGGUUUUAAUCGACUAAUCUCAAUGAAACACGCCAUACAAAAACAUGGUGGUCGAGUGCGCCGAGUCAGCAAUUCAAAUGCUGAAAAUUCAAAUACACUGAGUCAACUCUAAUAUAAAUUAAAUAGUUCUUAAAAUCGUAUGGAACUGGUUAGGGGGACAGCAGUCUGUAUGUCGCUGAGUGCUGCUAUUGAUAUCGAUUUGAUUAUGAGAAGUAUGCAUCUGGCUGUUCUCUGGUACGGAAUGAUUGUUUUGGGAUGUCCUUAGAGCUUCUCGGAUUGUUUAUAGGAUAGCUAUCGCAGUUGAAGAACAAUUCUGACCACAAAGUUAGCGUUUUCACCGUCCAAAUUGAAAUAUUCUUCGAUCACGCCGGGCUGGUGAGCGCUCUGAAGCGGAACAAUCAGCGUCCACAAAUAUGGCGUUUGUGACCGUGUGGUUUUUAGAGAAGCCUGGAACUGAGUUAACGCCUGUUGAAAACUGCCUCCGAGCGGUCCUGGAGUUAGUCCGAAGGCGCCAAAACUCGAAUGUGCUGAAAGUACACAGUUUUCCCGUCAUUUUGAUACUAAAUAUGCCAUGGUUUCUUCGAUGUUCGCUUAGCAAGAGACAGUAGAGGAAAUAGUAAAAGAAAAGGUAAGGUUUAUUUGUCGUUUCUAUCGUAUUUUUGGCUAGGAUAGUUUUUUAAGUUUCUCUACUUAUCCGAGAAUUUGUGCUACGAACCGAAACUUCAAAGCCUUGACAAAAGCUCUAUGAUUUUUGUUUUCCUAAUUUUGCCUUCUUUCCUUAGUUUUUUAUGAGUUAAUUUCUAGGAUGCCGCACACAAAGAACACGCGCUUUAACUUGGCUCAAUUCAUGAAAGCUCGCAAGGUUGCAAGGGAGAAAGCUGUUGAUGAAAAUCGCAAGCUAUCGGCAGAGUACAAAAAAGUCCAGCGAGCCCAAGAAAAGUUGGCCACAGUCAGGGAACACUUCAAAGACAUAACAAAUGAAUUAGAAAAUAUUCCUUCACAGGGACAGGUAUCUCAGGCACGAACAAGAAGCCCUACUGCACUUGUCAAUGGAGAAUCAACACUGGGACCAAGGACCGCAAGAAAAAGGAGGCAUGAAACCAUUGAAGCUGCUGCCAAAAUUCAUGGGAGCUCAAAUGAACAUUCCUCAGCCUGUUUCGAGGGAAUGUUUGACACUCUGCAAAAGAGAUGCAAGUUAGAUAAGUUAACAAAAUAUGUGACAGAGAACAAGCAGUUGACCAAUAGAAUAGUUUGUAAAGAGUAUAAGAAGAGUGUGUUAGAAUUUGAAAAGUCAGAUGACAACAUUGUUCGAAGUAUUGCAACAUAUUAUGCAAGUGGUGUAAUGAGGAAACGAAAGUACAAAAGUAUAAGACUGGUGCUUUCAAUGAAAUCAAAUGAAGGCAAACCAGGGAAAAGAACAAGUAUUUCAAUUUGUAAAGGCUGUAAGGUUCCAAAGCUUCUAACUUAUAGUAACCUUGUAGAACAGUUAAAAAAGAUUGACAUUGGGACUGUUCAUGAAAUUGACCCAGACUAUCUAGAGGGCUUAGAAACUGAAAACCAAGUCAAUGGUGCAUAUAGAGACUUGAGACAAUACCCACCACUUGCUAUGUCCUCUUAAUAAAUGUGAUGGUGAAAGGCGUUUCAGAAGUUAUGGAAACUUUUGAAGUUCCUUUUCUUGUUCCUUUACUCUGCUUAAUAAGGAAUUCUCGGACUGAGUCUCUGCUUAGCUCAGAUAACUGGGCAAAAUCUCGAAUCAGUCUGUUCUCUCUGUUAUAGUAGAUUAUAUCUGUGUGUUUUUCUUCGUUGUGCACAACACCAUAAGCGGAACGGGCCUUUUUAACCAUCUGUAAAAUUAAGGAAAAUAUUUCCGAGGACAUCGCCCUUUUAAACUCUACAGUCCAAGCGCUUCGGGCCUUCAUUCUUGGACUGAGGCGCCUAUGGAGCAUCUUAAGCCACAUCUUCACUUCUCCUUCCAGGAGUGCUGUCGCUGGAAUU